Symbiodinium sp. CCMP2592 is the source of this 351-nucleotide messenger RNA. NCBI's taxonomy places the organism in Eukaryota, Dinophyceae, Suessiales, Symbiodiniaceae. The record is from the annotation of a GenBank genome assembly.
AUGGGCCGCAACCAGGUACGCGGCACAGUGGUCACGGCAGCAAAGGUUGUGGGCGGCGCUUUUUAUGAACAGCACCAGCUGUCAGAUGGCUCCAGCAUCAUUGAGCUGACCGGCAUCGGCUCCUAUCAGUCUGUCGGCGUUGGUCAACCUUUGAUGGAUCACGUUGAGCAAGUUGCCCAUGACCAAAGGCACGUUGGUGUCAUUUUGCUGGCAGUGCCUUCGGCAAUCGAGUUUUACCAGCGUUGCGGGUACAGCUUCCUGACCGAGACUCGCAAUCCUGUUGAAAGGGCACUCUAUUACCUGAGCUGCAAGGCCUCGUUUCGUCAUGCUGCGAUGCUCAAAUAUGUGUAA